AUGCAAGACUGUGCGGGUUGGGCAGGUGCCAAAUUCAUAACCGUAGCCGUCGUUGUGUUAAAUCUGAUGUUAGGCUUCACAACACCGGCACAGGUAACAUUAGGGCAGAAUAUCUCUGUUAUCCAGCAGCGUUUUGAUGAAGUACACAAUCAGUUAACUGAAACUGGUUCUGAAGUAAGCGAACUUAAAGUACUGUAUUAUUGCAAGGCAGGAUCAGAUGAUUAUGAUCCCCUGUUCGGACAGUCGGGUGCGGACGGCGGUCUGCAUGGGUACGAAACCCUGAGUUUCGAAAUUGACGGGCUAAAUAGGACGGCAAUGUCUUAUGACAUCGUUCAUUUUGACCUAGUAAAUGAUACGCUGCAGUGGUACUACACAGAAUAUAGUGACAAGACUACUCCGCUAAUUGGUGCGGGUGGUUAA
Molecule: messenger RNA, 420 nt
Organism: Eremothecium cymbalariae DBVPG#7215
Lineage: Eukaryota; Fungi; Ascomycota; Saccharomycetes; Saccharomycetales; Saccharomycetaceae
Exons: 1
Coding region: 1-420 (139 amino acids)
Source: RefSeq, a predicted model, not a curated record